Molecule: messenger RNA, 1175 nt
Organism: Aspergillus caelatus
Lineage: Eukaryota; Fungi; Ascomycota; Eurotiomycetes; Eurotiales; Aspergillaceae
Product: NAD(P)H-quinone oxidoreductase
Exons: 4
Coding region: 81-1085 (334 amino acids)
Molecular function (GO): oxidoreductase activity
Source: RefSeq, a predicted model, not a curated record
ACCCAAUCUUUUGAUCUGUGCAGUUUCAAUCUCAACAUAAACUGUGCUUGACGUACCUAUCUUCCAACAAACAACCCACCAUGCCAGAAAUGAGAGCGGUCGUGAUCGAGGGCGGCAAAGGCCCCGCAGAUGCCAUGUCCAUCAAGCAGAUCCCAAAACCAACGCCCUCAAUGGGACAGGCGUUGAUAAAAAUCAAGGCUUUUGGACUGAACCGCAUGGACCUGCUGCAGAGAGAGGGUUUGUACCCUCUUCCACCGCAGGCGCCAGUUACCAUGGGGGUCGAGUUCUCAGGCACUGUGGAGUCAAUCGCCGCUGGCGUGGAAAGAGACUUCAAGGUUGGGGAUGCCGUGCUCGGUCUUGCGUAUGGAGGAGCAUAUGCGGAGUACAUCGUUGUCGAUACGGGAAUGCUGGUCCAUAAACCAGCGCAGCUUUCAUGGGAACAAGCUGCCUGUGUUCCAGAGACGUGGAUCACUGCAUCGCAAGCUCUCCACAUCAUCGGGGAAUUUAAGCCCGGCCGUUCCGUACUUUGGCACGCUGGAGCCUCCUCCGUCUCCAUCUGUGGCAUCCAACUUGCCAAAGCAGAGGGCGCCAAAGCAAUCUACGCGACAGCCGGCUCCCAGGAAAAAUGCGAUUUCCUCGUUAACGAGCUCGGCGUGACGGCUGCCUUCAACUACAAGACUCAAGACUGGGCUGCGGAGCUCAAGAAGUUCACCGAUGGGGCAGGCGUCGACUUGAUCGUUGAUUUUGUCGGCGCAAAUUAUUUCCAGGGGAAUCUGGACGCCGCGGCGCGCGAUGGCCGCAUUGUCAUUCUGGGGUUGAUGAGUGGGCAGAAGUUGCCGAACGGGGUGGACAUUGGCGGACUUCUGUUCAAGAGACUUCGCGUCGAGGGCAGUACGCUUCGCAGUCGCGAGCUGGAGUACCAGCGCAAGCUUAGAGAUUCGCUGGUGGAGCAUGUUCUUCCGAGACUAAAAGAUGGGACCUUCAAGGUGUUUGUAGAGAAGGUGUUCCCCUUUACGGAGAUUGUGGAGGCUCAUAAGUUAUUGGAGAGUAACCAGACGAGGGGCAAGUUAGCGUGUGUCAUAUAAGUUCACAGAAUCCGUUCGAACUAUCAAGUGAGCCAGUCUUGCAUGGAUAAAUAAGUGAUAACAAUACACAAUCCGCCUUGAAGAAACCGC